Messenger RNA from Dunckerocampus dactyliophorus (ringed pipefish), 8738 nucleotides. RefSeq lists its product as uncharacterized. The record is from RefSeq and is a predicted model, not a curated record. The transcript is spliced from 10 exons. Gene Ontology annotation, cellular component: histone deacetylase complex; transcription regulator complex. Lineage: Eukaryota; Metazoa; Chordata; Actinopteri; Syngnathiformes; Syngnathidae. Bases 3810 to 6095 code for a protein of 761 amino acids. Gene Ontology annotation, biological process: regulation of transcription by RNA polymerase II; negative regulation of DNA-templated transcription. Gene Ontology annotation, molecular function: transcription corepressor activity.
GGAUGCACGGGACCAUUUUGAUGCAUUUUGUGCACUAAACAGCCACAUUUUAGCUUUUUAUUACGAGUGACUAAGUAAAUUAGUAUAAUAUCGAACAGCAUAUAUCAUGAAUAAUAAUCAAAUUUUCCUCAGUUUACAAUCUGCCAAGGGCCAUUAAAUACAAGCUGCUGGGCAAAAAUUUUGUUUACAUCUUAUAGAGAACAAUAUUAAACCUAUGGGGACAAUUACGUAUCUUUUUAAAGGUUAAAAAAUAACCCCUAAAAUAUGCAGCACUGUUUUUAAUAGGCUGUCCUACGAUUGGCUGGUGACCAGUCCAGGAUGUACCCUGCCUCUCGCCCAAAAGCCAGCUGGGAUAGGCUCCAGCAUACCCCCACAACCCUAAUGAGGAUGAAUGGAUGGAUGUUUUUUUUUGGCAUUAUUGGCCUUAUUCUCUAGGUUAAACAUCGAUUAGAGCCAUUUGCUAGCCAAUGCUAGCAUGCUAUUUGCUAGCAAUCAUUGCAAUCAAUAGUAGGGUGACCAUAUUUUAAUUUCUGAAAGCCAGGACAGUUGGCGCAGUAAGGAGAAACUCAAACGAUGCCCGAAGUUUUAUUCAUAGGUGUCUUAGAAUUUCAGUACAUGUAACGUUUGCCUCCUCUGCAUGGAUAGAAAAUUAUUAUAAUACAAAAUACUAUCUAUAAUCAAAGGUACAAAUUCAGAGCCUUCUCAGAGGUUAACAUGUUUUAUUAUGUCUAAAAUAAAAUCUCUUAGAUAAGAUUCAAGGAUGCAAAAAAACAUAAAAAUCUCUGGAAUGAAAUAAUGAUAGAAAUAAUGUUUUGUAUUAGAAAAACCAGCCUGCAAGAAAACAAUAGUCCAAUGAAGAACAAUGAAAACCAGACCAUUUUCAUCCCUUCCUAAAAAAACCCCCAAAAAAACAAUACAGCCAGGACAGGACAUGAAAACAGGAAAUGUCCUGGGAAAACAGGACGUUUGGUCAAUCUAACCAAUUGUAUUUGAAGCCCUGAUUCUCAGAGCUUUCCUUUUUGCCUCAGUUAUCAUUAAGGAAGUAGAAAGUAGCACCGUCAAAGUAGUUCAUUUUCGAAUAAAGCCGAGAGGUUGUAUUGCGAUAUUUUUACGAUAACAAGGGACUGUAGUAACGGAAUGAUACCAUAGACAGGAAUCCCAGCCCGAUGUGUUUCAUCAGCAGAGCAGAAGAGGAAAUAAUAGAGAUUGUCAACAAAUGUAAAGCAAAAACAUCAACUGCCAAUUACAUCAACUGUACCAAUUUUCAAAACUGGAGACAAACACCAAUUUACAAACUACAGAUCCGUUUUCCUUAUAGACACUAUUUUCCAGUAUCGUCGAAAAGCUAUUCAACAACUGGUUAGAGGAAUUUACACAUAAGAAUGAAUUACUUGCGGAUAGCCAAUACGGAUACAGAGCUCACAUUUCAACUUCGAUAUAACUGAGGAAAUGAUCAUAGACCGCAAACAGUGCACAGCCGCAGUAUUUUGGGAUCUAAAAAAAAGCAUUUGAUACAAUAUCUUUACGGAGAAACUACAACAGUAUCAGAGGGCUAGUUUUGAACGGGGUAAAGAGCUACGUCGCAAACAGGAAGCAAUAUGUAAGACCAAGAGAAUAAACAUCAGCAAGCUUAAGUAUAUUGUGGAGCGUACCCCAGGGGUCAAUACCAGGUCCAAACUAUUGAACCUACAUAUAAAUGACUUCUGUCAUCCUUAAAGUUAAUAUUAUUUGCAGAUGAUACUACUGCAUUUUGUUCUGGAGAAAGUACGCAAGAGCUAGUAAAUAAGUCACAGAUGAGAUGACUAUACUAAAAAAAUGGUAAAUGAUAAAAACAGAUGAUCCCUGAAGCUAAGUAAAACUAAUCUAAUGAUAUUUGGUAAUAGCAUAAAGGACACUUAUGCACAAAUACAAAUGGAUGAAGUAGAAAUUGACAGGAUGAAUGAACAUAAAGAUGAUACAUUUCUCGCCCAAAAAUCACUCUAUACUCUUGUUCUUUGGUGUUGCCAUAUGUGUGAAAACAGGGGGAAAUAACUCAAAUAGUAUAUUUCACUCACUAACUGUACUAGAAAAGUUACUGUACUAGUUAUAGAGAACACACUAACACUUUAUUCCUGAAAUCACAAUUCUUAAAAUUUGCUGAUCUGGUAAACUUUCAAACAGCUAAAAUUAUGCACAAAGCAAACAAUAACCUGCUCGUCAAAAACGUACCACAAUUCUUCUCAACAAGAGCUUUUGCACUUACUAUUUUUUCAUUUUUUAUGACUGCUUGAGGUCUUACAUUGCCCAUACUCACUCACCAUCAAACUAUGUUUCCGCCAACUAUAUUGACCAAUUAUGAAUGUUUAUAUCAUUUAUUUAUAUCGAUUUACAAACCUUAACUCUAUUGUAGCACAUUGUUGCACAUCUUUAUCAUUUCUCAUGUUAUUUCACAAUUGGUAAAGGGUGAGUGUUGAAUACAGGAAGUGAACAAAUGAUUUAGCAAGAGAUGUGAAACUGAGAGCGUUAAGAUUUGCUUCAUCUUACUCCUUUUUGGGCAUAUGGAAUUGUGAAUUGUAACAUGUAAAGUAUUCCAAGUAUUCCAAAAUGUAACCUGUAUGCAUGUUUCAAAGAAAUUUAAAAAAUGGAUUAAUAAAAUAAAUUAAAACCUUACCAUUACCGUUACCAAACCAUAUGUGGCUUUUACAAUAAAGGGUAUUUACAGUGCCGUUUACUAGUGAUGUAUGAUACCACUGAUUUUGUUUUCGAUCCGAUACUGGGUAAAAUUCCGACUGGUACCAAUUCGAUUCCGAUACUUUGCAAAUUCACUAGUAAAUGUGUCUAGUAAAUUUAAAAUUUUUAAAAAUAUCGUAGCAUAAAGAUAUACAAGCCAUUUAAUUAAUUCAUUAAUUAACAAAAUUAAUAAUUCAAAUAGAUUAACAAUUUAAUUAUUAACUUACGUAAUUUAUUUAUUUUAAACCCUGAAGUAUAUUGAGGUAGCGGCGUGAUUUACAAUAUCGCCAAGCUAAUCUACAACAAGACAAAAAGUGGACAAAAUCAUAUAAAAUAUGUCAAAAUGGUAUUUGAAACAGUAAAAAAAGAAAAUAUGUUAAUUAAUAAAACCAUUAAAAGAAAUGAUUAAUGAUUAAGAUCCACUUUAAGAAUGAAAACUUUAUUCAAGAUCGGUCCACGUUUCAACAGACAACCGUUUCAGACAAACAUCCCCUGAAAUGACCGAAGUAUCGAAAGUAUUAAUUAUUUGAUUUGAGAAUCGAUGUCAGAGCAUGACGAGUCGGUUUCGGUAGUAUCGAUAUUUCAAUAUCGAGGCGCACAUUGCUACCAUUUACAGUUAGGCAACUCUAAAUAUAAAUCUACAUGCAGUGGCGGUUCUAGCUAUGGGCCACAUGGACAAUUGCCCAGGCCGGCAUUCUCCAGGGGGCGCCACUGGGGUGGAAAGAAAAAAAAUUCUAUUUAGAAAUGCUCAGCGCUCAUCAAAUCCUCAUCAAGUCUACGCAUACGUGUGGCGGAUGGGCGCCCUCUACAGGCGUGAUACUCGCGCCCCCAAACGUGAGCAAACGUCCGCCACGUGAGGUGGAUCAAACCAAAGAAAAGGCGAGGGGGAGAGUGCCGCUGAGCCUCGGGCUCAGGUUAAUUACAAGGUAAAAAGUGUAAAUUACAACAGUAAUUGCUCAAAAAUGAAACAUAUUUAAUUGUUAAUAUUACACUGUAUGAAUUAUAUCGCAGACCGAGAGUCAUGUUAUUUCACGACGAAAAUGUGAAAUAAAAAGGACGGAAUUGUGAGUGCUGCUAGUUGGACGCAGUGGGAGAUAGUGAUGAAGGUGCCGUUAAAUUGUGUUCACGAAACAUGGAAAAGACAAACUCAAAACCAUCAGGUGCACAAUUUAGAAAGAAGAGGAAAAGAAAGAAGGAGCAGAAACGGGCCAAAGACGAAGCUAAACACCAUGGAGGACCUUUCAUCCGCUUACCCCUUUACCAAUCUCCACCCUCCUCAUGCAUCUUUCCACCUCACGCAACCUGGCCUUCAGAGCCCCGAGGUGGACUCUUUCCAGCAGUAUGGAAGUAGAGUGACUUCCUUUCCUUCUUGGAAGAGAACAGGGGACACACAUGUAGAAGGCACUGACGCGGGUGAGCACUUUGUUGACACGUGGUAUGAGAGCGGUAAUAAAGCAAACAAAGGCUGGGAGUCUUGUGAGGACAUUUACGGCAAUUUGGAUAGUUGCUGCAACACAAAUGAUUAUGGUGAAGGUGAGCACCAGACUUCUAACACCUCCUCCCACAAACUGAGGAGAAUGUACUUCAGGGAUAUGCUCCACACUUUUAAGCAAUCCAGCAGUGCUGAGAAUGAUUGGGAUUAUGGGUCCUCACGUGAAGACAUGGACCAACCACCAUGGCUCCAUUCCUCUUCAGUGGGCCAAAGCCAAACUUUGCCUUCAAGCAGUCUUUCUCAAACAUCAGCACCUCAGAAACUGGACUCUUUCUCAGAAGCUUUCCUCUCCCGGCGGAGAACAUUCCCACAGGAUUUCCACAGAGAGUCUUGUGGACCCAGUCUGCAAUCUGAGGUGGUGAAAGACACCCUUGUGUUAAACCAGAAGUGUGUCUCUCCUGCAUCCUCUUACCUCCGGUCCUCAGUGAUUAAUCCUACACACAUACCUUUAGCAUCCACCAUGAUGGACUUCACCAGUCCCUCACCAGGAGGGGAAGCGAACUAUGGAGCAUUGGACUUUUUUGCCACCCGCUUUCCAUCCUUGUCGUCGCUUUACUCCAGCAUGAUGUGGCCGCUUCCUGUGGUGCCGGACAGAGCAAACAGUAUGGAGGGCAACCUGAGAGCUUCACCUGCUGGGGACUGUCGCAACGUCACACCCUUUUCACAUCCCGAGUCAGCAUUCCGACCACACAGCGCCUCAUCACAUGCACCUCACCAUGGUGAAGCGGCAGAAAGUGACCAUUUUGUGACAAAUCGAAAACACACUGGAAGUCCAUUUCCCAGCAUACUUCGCUCUGGCAAGGACACAAGGAGCGGUCACUAUACUCCCCGACCUCUCCUCAACCCAGGCCGCCGAGGGACAGGGCUCUACUCCUCCCUCCCAUCACUUCAUCCUCAAGAGGAGGAAACAGUUUGUUCAGAUGAGGAGAUGGAGUGUCAUGUGACUGCACGGGUCAACACAGGCAAUGAGUUCCAGGCGGCGCUUCCCCCUCAGGGGCCCAGGGCAAGGUCACCGGGCAAGCAAUUCAACAGUGAACAGUUGCUGUGGCAGCCGCAGAGAGAGCUGGAGGAGAGUAGCGCCUUGCAAGACCAAGUGGAGAAGUUGCUGUUGAUGUGUAGUUCCAGUUGCCUACCAGGAGGGGGCAAUAACACAGAGCUAGCGCUGCACUGUCUGCAUUCCUGCAAGGGCAACAUAGUGGCCACAUUGGAGAUGCUACUACAAACACAGGCCUCACCUACAGGAGACUACCACUACUCUGGUAGUGAUUUUUGGAGCGAGCGUGAAAAGAGUGACUUCAACACGGCCCUGAACACAUAUGGAAAAAACUUUACAUGCAUACAUCAAAUGGUGAAGACCAAGACAGUGCACCAGUGUGUGGAGUUUUACUACCAUAACAAGAAACUCCAAGACAAACAGAGAAAAGAACAAGAGCAAGAGAAGCAGGAGGAGAAGUCGAAGGAGUUGCGCUACCCUUGCAAGCAGUGUGGCAAAACUUUCUUCAAGAUCCAGUCGCGUAACGCUCACAUGAAGAUCCACCGGCAGUCGCAGGAGGGUUUGACGGACAAGUUCAUCACUCGCCACUUGUCUCUCCCUUGCGGCGUCAAUCACACGCACCUUUUGGAAGCGCCACCUCUGUCGUUUCCCUGUGCAGACAGUCUGCUCACCCUCAAUCUAGCUGACAUCAGCACAUCAGAAUACAGCUAUACCGGCAGCCCCAACUCUCAAGUAAGCGCUAUUGCUGAUGCUGGUGGCUCGAAACAAAUAGAAGCCCCAUCGUCUGCUCUCGCUUUUGACCAGUCAUGGGCUUCCUUUGAUGAGUUCUACUGCGUGACUUCCAAGGAGAUGGUGGGAACUCAGAUGGGUGAGACCAAAGAGCCAAUCAGCUGGUUGUAGUUGUUAACCUUAAAUGAGGGGUGGCCAAACCUUUUCCACCAAGCGCCGCAUACCAAAAAACAUCAUAGGAUGCGGGGGCCACUUUGAUAAUUUACAUUUAGCAAAAAAAGGCUAAAACCGAUAUGCUAAGAAGGAUACACCUUGCAUGCACACUUUUUUAUUACCGUUUGCUUUUUUUACAUUUUUUGUUCCCACUUUUGAUGUAUUUGUACAAUAAAAAUAUAUUUUUAGAAUGUGCAUGGGGCUGAUAGACAAUGAGUCCCCCUUUAGACACAUCUGCCUUACACCUUUUUGCUCUUUUUUCCACUUUUUUUUUGUAUGUAGACUAUUUUUAUUACUGUAUAUACAUUUUAUAUUGUGUUGGAAUGUGCUGUGGUCGAUAAAAAAUUAGCUGCGGCCCACAGAUGUCCCAACAGCUGCACUUUGGACAACCUAGCCUUAAAGGGACUGUUUGCAACGGCUGCCUAGAGGGUGCUAACUUUCAAUUGUGCUGCAAGCAUUACAUCCUACCUUUUUCCUGCUCCGAGAAUGGAAGUAAGCUACGUCCCACGUAACACACACACAUGCGCAGUAGCCUUUGCUCAGUGCUGGCGGUGUGAAGGGUAAAUGUCUGAACACCCUGCUUGUAUUUUUUUAAUAUAUUUUUUACAUUAUAUUUUUGUAUUUUUAUAAGACAAAGGACAAGUACAACCUCAAUAAAACAUUUAAAUUAAUAUCGCUUCUCUGAGAUUCCUUUGUGUAUGUGUGUGUGUUUACAUCCAUGUGUACGAGACAGCCGUGAGUGACAGCCAUGAACGCCAGUCAUCUUAUUUGGGCCAUUUUUAUUCAGGUUAAUUUGUAUUUGUCAAAUAUAAAUAUAUAUAUAUAUAAUAUAUCUUUUUUUGUUAGGUCUGUGAUUUUAAACCACUAUGGUAACACAUGCUAGCCAGUGGUGUUCUUUAUUUUUUGGUAUAAAAAAAUGACGUCAUUUUGAGCCAGUUGCAACAGUCCCUUUAAAUCAGUGCUUCUCAAAUAGUGGGGCGGAUCCCCCUAGGUGGGGGCGCGGUGAACUGUCAGGGUUGGCGUGAGAGGCAGGGAGGACUUUCAAUAUUAGUGCAGACCUGCCAACAUGUCUGAAUUUGCCAUACUCAGCAUCCAUUUUGACUCUUGAAUAUGCUUGCAUGCUUCACUGCUCUCCAUUUUGUUGCAUUUUGCUGGUUUCAGUUUUGAGUUCAGUUUGUACAGUACAGAUAAAUAAAUAGAUAAUUUCUUAAUCGUAUUUCAAAUCGGGGGGUCGCGAAAAUAUUUCUGUUUCUCACUGGGGGCACGACAAAAAUGUAAAUGUUUAAAGCUGACGCCUGAGAUUUAAGCCUUUUUGUGUGGUAAACUAUUACAAAUGAUGAUUUUUUUGGAUGGACUUUGGCAUUUGAAUUUCCUCACUCACAGUUUACCAAGGUGUCUUAUCUUUCAGUCAUAUCCUAUUUCACAAUAUUCCUGCUGGAAAAUCUUUGAUCCUGUCUGUAAAUGAAUGCUCAGUGUUGCAACUAGAUCUUAUUGUGCAGACCAUGUGUGUGUUGUAAAGUCAGUGCAAACAGUGACCUUUAAGAGGGCCUUGCACCCUAUUUAAACAUGCUCUCCCUCUGACCAAUGUCCAACAUGUCUACUGCCCUUGUGUGUAUAAUGUUCUGGCUGUUGUACCAGUGGCUGCAUAAUGCCAGUAUCAGUGUCACAACACAUCACCAGUGUUUGCCAUGCUGUUUUAUGACAUGAUGUCUCAUUACUAACAAUCGAGAGCCCUCACAGUGGGAGAUUACCCAAACCUGUGGCAGUGUGAGUGAAGCUAAUGUGAUGCUGAGUACAAACACAAUGACUGCCUCCCUUUGUCUUGUAGUUUUCAUCGUGCAGGAAGAGAAAAGGGGUGCCGAAAUGUGGUAAAUUUGGUGGAAUACCUACAGUUUGACUGUUGCGUAAUGGCAGACCAUUGUUGUCAAGUUGUCCUCUACUUAUGUUCACCCUUUAUGGAGAGCUUUUGCAGCAACCUAAAGCAGUGAUGUCCCAAGUGCCUUAUUUAUUGGCAUGUUCCAAACAUAAAAUUGAACACGACCCGCACUCGAACAUCAUGAAGGAGGAUUAGGACCACACAGAAAACAACAGUUAAAAUGGAAAUUGCCCACGUUCCUAAAAAAAUGACACAGACAAGCAAAAAUGUCUGACUAGAGCAGAUCCCCCAGAUUUCUUUUCUCUGCUUUAAAUUGUCAAUAAUAUUUUUUUAGAACAGGGGGGAAACGAGUGCUGCAGCUAUCAAUCCAGCAGAGGGCGCUGUCUUAUAAGUCAGUUCACUCAACAUUUAACAACAGGAAGACGCUUUGAGCAACUGUAUGUUUUGUAUUUUGGUAAUUACUGUAUACGGUAUGCCUGUUAUUGUUUCUUAAUGUGUAAAACUAAAUUUAAAAUGUGCUUAGUAAUUGUGAGAGACAUAUUUGCUUGUCAGUUGGUCCAAGAUUAACGUGAGCUACCCCCCCAUCGAGGCGUCCUCAUGGCCAAAAUGCACUCGUUGGUCUGACGUCGUUGAUCUAGACCUCCAUAAGAUCGACUUGUCGCUGGAGGAGCCCCCCUUCUCGCUGCCAAGACACUGCGAGCUAGUAGGCUCAGCGCCUUGCUAGC